Messenger RNA from Rhopilema esculentum, 809 nucleotides. Lineage: Eukaryota; Metazoa; Cnidaria; Scyphozoa; Rhizostomeae; Rhizostomatidae. The record is from RefSeq and is a predicted model, not a curated record.
AGUUUGUCUCCUCCGCAGGAUGCAGGAAAAUGCAGGAGGUGAUGGUUAUUUUUCAUUAACUUCGUAAAAUGAUGAGGUGCGAGGUCAAAAUAAAAUGAUCCGGUGGAAAUUCUAAAAAGACGAAAAAAUCACUGAUAAAGAUUUAUAUGCGGUGCUUGGUGCGUGUGAAACAUCAACUAUGGAUCAAAUAAAAGCGGAAUUCAAAUGUAGAGCGAAGAAAAUGCAUCCAGACAAAUUAAACAAGAGUGAAGACAACGAUGAUACGCAAGUAAAAGAAGAGUUCAACCUUCUGCGAUGGGCAUAUGAGAUUUUGUCAAAUGAGGAAUCAAGAAGAAAAUAUGACCACUGGAGAAGAAGUGGUUUAGCAAUUCCUUUUAAGAGAUGGCUAAAACUAAAUGAUGCUACAAGAAAAACACUUCACUGGGCUUUGAAACCCAAAACACAGCUAAUGAUCAUGGAAACAGAAAGCUCAGCUUCACAAGGCACAGCUGAGGGUGAGCCAUCAAAGUCCCAUAACUCUUUAAAAGAAGUAGAAACUGGAUUGAGUUCUUUGAAGGAAAAUAUGAAGAAAGAUGAUGAUAGUAAAAAGGAAACUGACAGUGUAAAAAGAACUCCCUUGAAAAGAACAUUUAAAACCUGGGGAUCAUUUGGAAUAAGUAGUAAAUUUCAAAAAUAUGAAAUUUAGAAACAAGUCAAUACUUCUGUACAUAGGGGAACUGCUGUAAAGUCUAUGGUUGUGAAUUAGUGUUUUGAUAUUUCUAAAAUUUGAUGAUAAUGGAUGAAUCAUGAGAUGUAGUCGGUUAAACAUU